Molecule: messenger RNA, 5405 nt
Organism: Blastomyces dermatitidis ER-3
Lineage: Eukaryota; Fungi; Ascomycota; Eurotiomycetes; Onygenales; Ajellomycetaceae
Product: 60S acidic ribosomal protein P0
Exons: 4
Coding region: 292-1230 (312 amino acids)
Biological process (GO): ribosome biogenesis; cytoplasmic translation; ribosomal large subunit assembly
Cellular component (GO): cytosolic large ribosomal subunit
Molecular function (GO): structural constituent of ribosome; large ribosomal subunit rRNA binding
Source: RefSeq, a predicted model, not a curated record
GAGUAUAGUCUACUGCGUAUAUAAGAACAAUUAAGCGUAGUUCAAUUCAUCUUCCAAUGGAAGGGAUCUACUAUCCACGGCUUGUUUCUGGCGGGUUGGGCGAUGGAUGGAGUGAAAUCCACGUGACCGAGGCUUGGCCCUAGUUAGCCGAAAUCCACAAGAACAAAAAUCCCGAUCACAAUCUUUCGGAAAAAGAUUAACCAUCACCAACCUCUAUAUCAACACCUCCAAUUCCCUCCCACGAUAUUUACCUCGCCCUUAAACAUCCUAUCUUCAUCCCAAUAAGAAGACAUGGGGGGCAGGUCCGCUAACAAAUCUGCUUACUUCGAGAAGCUGAAGACGCUGCUCGAUGAGUACCGCUCAGUCCUCAUCGUCACCGUCGACAAUGUCAGCUCGCAGCAGAUGCACGAAAUCCGCCUCAGCCUAAGAGGCGAGGCCGUCGUUCUCAUGGGAAAGAACACCAUGGUUCGCCGUGCCAUCAAGGGCUUUGUCGCGGAUAACCCAGAAUAUGAACGUCUCUUGCCUCACGUCAAGGGCAAUGUUGGCUUCAUCUUCACCAACGCUGACUUGAAAGAAGUCAGAGAGAAGGUUCUUUCUAACAGAAUUGCUGCCCCUGCUCGUGCCGGUGCCAUCGCUCCCUUGGAUGUCUAUGUCCCUGCUGGCAACACUGGCAUGGAACCCGGAAAAACCUCUUUCUUCCAGGCUCUCGGUGUCCCUACCAAGAUUGCUCGUGGUACCAUUGAAAUCACCGCCGAUCUAAAGCUUGUUGAGGCUGGCUCGAAAGUUGGUGCUUCCGAGGCCACCCUCCUCAACAUGUUGAACAUCUCUCCGUUCACCUACGGUAUGUCUGUUGUCCAGAUCUACGAUGAGGGCCAGACCUUCAGCCCGGAGGUUUUGGACGUUGGCGAGGAGCAGCUGUUGGCCACCCUCCAGUCUGCCAUCCGCACCAUCACCACCAUCUCUCUGGCUACCAACUUCCCCACCCUGCCAUCCGUCAUGCACUCGGUUGUCAACUCCUACAAGAACCUGCUUGCGAUUGCGGUCGAGACCGAAUACGGCUGGAGCGAGAUCGAAGAGCUCAAGGAUCGCAUUGCCAAUCCUGAGGCCUAUGCUGUCGCUGCUCCAGUUGCCGAAGCUGGAAAAGGGGAAGAGGCCAAGGAGGAAGCCAAGGCAGAGUCUGAGGAAGAGGAAAGCGACGAAGAAGAAGGAUUUGGUGACCUUUUCGGUUAAAUGCAAAAGUGCAUUGGUCGAAUUACAGAACAUUGAAGCAAACGAAUGUAGUAUAUCUAUAGCCGUUAUUUCCUUGCGCAUUAGAGCUAAAUGCGAAAAUUAUGCAUAUUUUUGAUCCAAGCUCACCUGUCAAUGCGACUUGCAAAUUGACAUGUGAUUUCGUUCAUAAAUUAUAUUUACGCGACGCACCAAUGUUUCACGCCAAACAAACAUGCCAUACUCACCAAUCCCAAAAACAAGUAGUUGCCAUUCUACACGCUCAAGGUAUAGAAUUUUUCCGCCCUCCCUGGCUGACUCUGGCCCGAUCUUUCGUAGAAUUCUGCUUCCCCGUCGAGCAAACGAAGCACGUAGUCGAAGGCCAAUUUCUUGAUCUCCCCCUGGCCGUUAUCCUAUGUCAGGAAAGGGAUAAGAAUUCGUAUAAUAUAAUCCAUAAAAUGGGUUUCCCACCUUGUGCACGCAUUUUUUAUUGUUGCUUUUCUAGUCAUUCUUGUGACUCGUCUUAUGUGAAUUCAAUGUCAAGCCAACCCUUAUUUCCAACUGAGUUUGGAGGAUCAUCUAUUACGAAAUGAAUACAGCCCAAAUUGCUGCCACAUACAUACCUUUGUUCCCUACAUAUGUGACUUACUGUAACUGGAGGGUCCGAAUCUCAUCGUUUCAUAUAGCAAGUUAUUUAUAUCUGUGGCGUUCUGGUAUCCGUUUCCAGUAUAAUGCGAGGGAACGUAUUCAGGAAGAAAGCGGUAAAUGCGGAGGGGUCAUCACAAUCGGGCACGGGACGAUGCUAGGAACAUGAACAACAACAUAUCAAUAGUCAAAUUUGCAUCAGGUUAUAUCACUGGCAUAUAAAUACAAGCGCGGCAAUAUCCGUCUCCCUAUCCUCCCGCUACGUACAGUACAACCAAUCGAUUCCCCUAUCCCCCACAUUGCUUGGAGUAAACAACAGACAUAAACAACAUAUCCCAAAAUGUGUUCAUCUACUGUCCCCAUUUCCAAGUCUACUUUCCCCCACCUUCAUCCCCACUCUUCCCAAACCGUCCACCUAGUCCACCCAAAUCCCUCCGAAAGAACUUUCCAAUAUUUUUGAGAUUCUCAUUCAGGUUCGUUGACCCCAGUCCGGUACCUUCUAUACCGUCCCCUCGAUGCCCUAAGCUUGCCCCUAACCCGACCACCGGAGUCCCCGUCCCUGGUGGGGAGGUCGCUGUGGGAAUACCGGAGCCGCCAACGGCAGAGCCACCCACAAGAGGAGUCCCCAGCCUAUCUACACCAUCUCUGGCUGCGGAUAUGAGAGCAGAGCCGAGGCUUGAAGCAUCGAAUCGGCCUGGAAGAGCGCCUGUUGCUAGUGAGGUGCCGCCAGCUCCACCUAGGUUGCUCAAACCCAGGCCUUGGGAUACAGAGGAGGAGGGGGCGGUGGACGACGGCGCCGGGGGCUGAAACUGUGUGAAGAGCGGAUUGUUUUGUUGUAGGUUGGAUGCGUGGCGGUCGGACGAUUUGUGGAUUUGAAACAGUUCCACGAGUUGGUUUUGUUCCUGUUUAUUUCGGAUUCCUUUGACUUCGAGGAUUCUCCUGAAGUUUGUGUCGCUUCGGUCAGCGAUGUGAAUGAGAUAAGCCUGUACCAGGGCUUCCGGCGGGGUGGCUCGGACUUGGAGAGUCUUGAGGAGAGGGUCGACUUUUUGGAAGGAUGUGUUGAGUCGCUUGGUGAAUCCGGCUGGUGGGGGCGAGAGAAGAUUGGCGAUUCCGCUUUUUAUUGUGUAAGCGUCAAGGAGCAUCUGUGAGAUUUGUUAGCUGCGGGAAAGUUCGAUUGUCUGAUUUGAUUAAGGAGGAGCCGCUCUUACUUGCUCAGCACCAGUCUCUGAUACGGGCUUGCACUGGAAGAUAUUAGCCAUGUAGGUGCUUGAAAGGUGCUCCACGAAAUUAUCAGCAAAUGCUCGCGCAUACUGCUGCUUAUGCAGCAUUUUUAGGAUUUCCUCAGAUUGUGACUUGGCACUGCUUAACAAUACUGCAACAAAGGAGCUCUGGUCGCUGACGGUUUCUAACUUGUUCCAGGCUGUAUUUCGCAUCUCUUUCCACGAUGGUUCCAAUCCAACUUCGACUUUUCGCACCAGUCCGCGUACAGCUGAACUGGCAAUGCCCAUAAAAGCAUCGGCUUGGCUCUGUAGGUCGACACUUUGCUUAAAGCGCUCGUCGAUCCGUCCUUUAAUUUUAUCUUCGAGCUGGUUGCAUGUGGAGUAGCAGUAAUCGGCUGUGUUUAAGACAAGUAUCAGGUCUUCUAAAGAGGGAGUUUUGGAAGGAGUCUGUCCACUUGCGCGUUCAGUGACGAAAUACAAGAGCACUUGCUGGGCAUAUUGAUCCAAAUAUUUUGCAAAUAGCUUCGACAGCUCUGAUAAACUAGCACCGGUGGAUAAUUUCGCACACUGUGCGAGGGAUUGUCGAUAAAAUGUGAAGAGUUCGGUAGAAGAAGGAAUAACUAGGCGUGACGUAAACUCCUCAUCUGGAGGUUUUAUUGGUUGUUGUCGAUAUUUCGGUAUCAGCGCAGAUAGCUGUUUGUCCUGAGCUUCGAUCCAUACGCUAAGGUACGGUUCAAAAGCUUCAGAUAUCGACUGGCCAAAUACAGGAGAUUCACUCGAUGUAAAUGUGUCGGAAGACGCACGAGAUUGCGAGGUGAAUCGCCUGUCAAGGGACUGUUCAAAAUCGAGGGUCGUUUGCAGGCAAGAAAGGAGAAGGUUAACGUCCAACGUUUGCCCACUUCGAACUGAUCGGGAUAGGAUCCCUUUAAAAUCUUCCCGCGUCCCUUCACAGAACACAUUUGCUAGGAUUUCGCCGACUUUCCAGGAAGGAGGAAAUAUUGACGCAUGCUCUUCAUCGUACGUUUUUAACAUUCUUCUGAACCAAGAAUACCUUCUCGAGAUAUUAUCUAACGACCCUGCUUCCUCGUUCCCUCGAAACACCUGGCGAUAUUCUCUCAGUUGCGUGUUGCAGUACCAGGUUAUUAACCUUGAUUUGGCCAUAUCCCCGAAGACUUCCAUAACCAAACAGCCUUCGGUCAAUACGCCCUUCCUUUGCGGGAUCUCCCCCUUUGCAAAUAUAAUCUCGAAAUCUUCACACACUUGCUCGAGUAGCUCUCGCUGAAUAUCAGCCACAUUACGGCUCAGUGUAGCAAUCUGAUCAAUGGAUCUAUACGACUUGAAGUGGGCCAUAAGCUGGAUCACAGCAGCCAGUAGCUGCGCACAGUCGCGAUAUUGCCUUGAUUUGCUCAGCGCUUUCAAUUGCUCGUACGCAAUAGUGAGCAUUUGCAGUCUCUUCAAUGCCGUCAUCGACAGAGUUAAGUUCUUCUUCGCAUUAUCCAGUUGUUUAAUCUCCGCUGUCAUCUCUGUGAUGGCUUGUUCUGUCUUUAAAGCCCGCUCGCGGACGUCAUCAAUCUUCUUAAAUAGUUCAGUCAUGUCUGUUUUUGCUGUUUGUACUCGCUGCACGCUUUCUGCAUUGGAAGCAGCUUGUCGUUCGACGAGCGAAGCGAUAUCACUGUCGAGCUCAUCUUGGUACGUUUGGAGCGCUUCGGAUGUUUUGUAUACUGAUGCGAGGGCGGAGGGGUGAGAGAAGAUGGCAUUAAGGUGGUCUAUUGGAUCGUAGUCGGCUACAAAAAUCACUGUCAGCUCGGUAUAUGAGAUUCAAAGAACUAUUGCUAGCUUGCCUCCAUCUAGUGGAUCCGGAUUGGACACGCCGUUCUCCGUCAUGAGGGCGGUGGUGGGUGACAUCCCAAUGAAUUGGACGUCACACCCGGCCACAUAAUGCGGCUCACUCUGGUAACAUGUGGUCUUAUGCGAAUACUCAAUAUAUAUGGUUCAUAGGGACCAUCGAUGUAGAUUGGUUGUUCUGUGAGCUAUACAUAAAGUGUUUGCCUGUAGAUUAUUGGACACAGCCGUAGAUACGCAGGUCGGCUGAACUAUCACGUGACAUAUUUGGAGAUCUCCUUUUCAAACUUAUAAAAAUGGGGGAAAUACGAUAUGUUGCUUAUAUUACUACAAUUUAAGUAUGGGACUUCGAAAUAGUUUAUGUAGUCGCUUAUCUAACUGAUACAUCUCAGAUAAUUGUACCUUGCUACCGUGGCAAGUUGGUCUUCCAUUGGUCCUGCAUCGAAACGAAUUUCUAUAUCUAACUGAACCUAACCCCUUUGAGUGCAGCAA